CUGUAGGAGCGUCAGCGGCCGCGCGAAAGACCCUUUUUGAAAAAACAACUUCCACCUCAGCAUACACAACCCAAGACCCUACCCCUGCUUUCUUGUAGUCGCUGUGUAGAUGGCCGUCUUGGGGCCGCCGAAAUCGGCGGCCCUUCGUGCCGGCCAGUUUGCUGGAACGCGAACGCGCAUGCUGACCCUAGCUCUGCUUCUCCUUCUUGCUCACGCGUGCCAUAGCGCGUCUGCCCUAAGGCUGCCGUACUUCUCUAGUCUCAAGCUCUGGAGGGACAGGCACCGCUCAGAGGCGCGUCAGGAGGCACUGCUAAGCGAGGUUCUGUCGCCUCUUUCCGCGUGGCAUCCCGAGCGACUCGCUGGCUCAACCGGACAAGCUUUAGAUUCUAGCUCCCAGGCUUCACCAAGAAGCAGAAGCAGCGCUGGUGCCUUGUCAGCGCCCUCAUUGCGCGACCCUGCCGUUGAGACGGUCUUCUCAGCCGAUGCCGCCCAGCGCCUCCCCCGCCUGGCCUCCGGGCCUAGCCUGCCGCUCGCGCCCUGGGCAGGGCGGCCGCAGGACGCGCGCGCAGCUGCCUCCAGCUCCGAGGAGGCGGCGCAAGCCGCCAGGCAACACACCCAGCACCAUCAGGCGGACCCCUCCACCACCAGCAGCACCAGCACAGGCGUUAGCGGCUUGGGCGCCGCGGACCCGCCGCCUCCACAACUAGACCCGGCGGAGGCGAUGGCGGCGGGGCGGCUGGCCUCCAUCGCCUACUGCGGCCGCACCGACCUGCUGGAGGCGUGGAACUGCAGCCGCUGCGCGGGGGUGCCGGGCUUCACGCCGCACCGGGUGGUGCACGACGCGGUGUGGGACCUGGUGGCAUACGCAGGCUACUACGCGCCCUGGCGCGCCAUCGUGUUGGUGUUCCGCGGCACCGACUCUUCCAACUGGGGCCAGUGGGCGGAGAACAUGCGCGCCUGGCGCACCGACCACAUGUACCCCGAGCCCGGCUUCCCACACGCCAUGGUGCACGCCGGCUUCUACACGCUGUGGACAGGGAGCAGCCUGCAGACCACCUUCUCGGCCGCUGUGUCGGAGCUGGUGGCGGCGCACCCCGGCAGCCGCCUGGUGGGCAUCGGGCACUCCAUGGGCGGCGCGCUGGCGCAGCUGGCCGCCAUUGAGUCCAAGCUGGCGCACAACGGCACGCACACCACCGUGUACACCUUUGGCGCGCCGCGGGUGGGCAACCUGGCGUACCAGCAGCUGUUCAACUCGUUCAUAGACGUGUCGUGGCGCUUCACGCACAACCGGGAUGUGGUUCCCAGCGUGCCGCUACAGCUUAUGGGCUUCCAGCACGUGGCACGCGAGGUGUGGGAGGUGGACGUGGACGACCCCAGCGCUGCGGGCGGCGUGGAGCGCAAGCUGCUGCUGUGCGACGGCAGCGGCGAGGACCCCAGCUGUCACAACUCGGCCUGCUACCUGGGGCUGUGCACCUCCGUGGCAGACCACCUGGUGUACCUGGGCGUGCACAUGUACCAGGACUCGGACGAGUGCUGAGGAGGCGGAGGAGGAGGAGGAGGAGGAGGAGGAGGAGGAGGAGGAGGAGGAGGAGGAGGAGGAGGAGGAGGAGCGGAGGAGGAGGCGCCGAGGAGGAGCGGAGGAGGAGGCGGAGGAGGAGGCUAGAGAGUCACCGGUUUCACGUCAGUGAGUAAGCAAGGGGGCAGGGCUCAGACGAGUGCUGAGGACCCGAGGAGGGAGGGCGAGGGCGGGCGAGUGCUGGGCAGGAGGAGGGGAGGAGGCCGUUUGCAUCGCUUGCGGCGAGGGCAGGGGCUGCGAGGAAAAGAGGCGUCACGCUGGGGUUUGUCAGCUUUGGGGAUUCCUUUUACUGCCGAAGACUGGAUCAAUUUUGUACUUUGUAUGCUUAUCAAGAACGAGCGGCGAGAAAGCGAGUCGGGAGCGCGCUGCCGGUCCCGGCCGUAGUGAGAUUGCGCUAGUGGUGUUCGUGGAGUCGACCUGAAAGUUGUUUGGGGAUUCUGUCAGAUGCGCACCCAGGAUGCUGGUGAUAUCACUUGCGAUCACUGCCGCUCCAUUGCAUUCUCUGCAUGGAUCCGGGAUCCCAACAAGACUUCCUCCGAAUUGACUUGAUAACAUCCGGAUUGCCUUGACAUCUAGGGCGGUGACUAUGCGUGCUGUUGACCAUUGUUUGGCUGAUGACGUGGGAUCGGUGUGUUACCGGGAUUUGACUUGGCGUGUUGGCCCCAGAGUCGGGAAAUAGAGAUUGCCGCCCAUGCAGCCCACGCCGCACAUGCCACCUAGCCAUGCACACGAGGCCCGGUGGUGCCGUGUUGUACAGUACUUAGGAGCUUGCCGCGCACACACGGCUGCUGGCAUAGCCUAGGGGCUGCUGUGGGCUGCUGUGCGGUAAUGGCGCGGUCGCGGGGCCUGUACUGCCUCUCUCAGGCAGGGGCGUGUCAAGGCACACGUACGGCGGACGGAAGGCACGAACACACAGGCGUGUGCAUGCGGGGGCUCAUGGGCGCAACUCGCUGCGGGCCGGGGGAAAGCAUUAUUGGGGUUUCGACGUGUGCGUGGGCACGCUGGUAACACGCAGAUAGACUUUGAUACGGUGCAGGGAACCGCUGCAUUUGUACUAUUAUGUGAAUGUAUGACGAUUGCGGUUGAGAGCGCCCGGCGGCGGCGACGGCGGCAGGCGGUGCAGGUGGUGUAGGCGAUGCAAGCAAUGGGGCUAGGUAAACUGGCGGUGCAAGAGUCUAUCUUGCAGCUGCUGGCUAUGCGGCGUGUCCACGGUGGCAGGCGGUAGGUUCGUGGGGCCGCUCAGACUGACCCCCGAGAGAGAGGGAGAGAGUCCGUAAGGGGCACUCUCUGUUGCUCGGGCGGGGGUGCUCACCGCCGUACCAAACACGGUACGCGGCGGUCCGGUCGGCUCUAGGGCUGACAGCUGGGUGUCAGUCUGGCGGGCUGGACUGAUAGUGACUGCCGCAAAAAGCACAAUUGGGCCGCAUCCGCAUUGAAGCAGCGGUCUGAGCUGUGUGUGUAACGAGCUUUAUCG
Chlamydomonas reinhardtii is the source of this 3050-nucleotide messenger RNA. RefSeq lists its product as uncharacterized. Gene Ontology annotation, biological process: lipid metabolic process. The transcript is spliced from 6 exons. Lineage: Eukaryota; Viridiplantae; Chlorophyta; Chlorophyceae; Chlamydomonadales; Chlamydomonadaceae. The record is from RefSeq and is a predicted model, not a curated record. Bases 179 to 1537 code for a protein of 452 amino acids.